This is a messenger RNA of Botrytis porri, 844 nucleotides long. RefSeq lists its product as uncharacterized. Gene Ontology annotation, biological process: DNA repair. The record is from RefSeq and is a predicted model, not a curated record. The transcript is spliced from 3 exons. Bases 248 to 631 code for a protein of 127 amino acids. Lineage: Eukaryota; Fungi; Ascomycota; Leotiomycetes; Helotiales; Sclerotiniaceae. Gene Ontology annotation, molecular function: methylated-DNA-[protein]-cysteine S-methyltransferase activity.
CCUCGAGAUAUCUUUAAUACUUGCAGACAUUGUAGUGAAUAGGAUUGGGCUGUCGCGAAUUCAAAGCACAAAUAAAAUAAGCCUACGGUGCAAUCUAAGUUAUUGAGAGACUCUUGUUUUGCAUUUCCGCAAGCUAUAUUUGACGCGAAAGGAUCAAAAGUAGGAUAUUUGAAAACCACAAGUCCAGUCAAGAAUCCAAAGAUUUGUCACUUCGAAGCCCAGAGGCCAUAAAAUCUUCCUUGUAGCAAUGUCGCAAACGAGCUCUCUAUCUGAUUCAAGUAAUCUCACCAUGACAGGUAUCACAGAUUUCCAACGAAAAGUCUACACUCUUCUCCUCCAGAUUCCGGCAGGGAAGGUCUCCUCUUACGCUUCUCUUGCCAAAGCUCUCUCAACUGCUCCUCGUGCAGUUGGAGGAGCUUUGAGACGGAAUCCUUAUGCUCCGCAGGUCCCAUGCCAUCGAAUAAUCUGUGCUGAUGGGGCGAUCGGAGGAUUCAAAGGCGAAGCGCAGAAUGCCCCGUCUGGUGUCAAUCAAGAUGAAAAGUUGGGAUUGCUGAAGAGUGAGGGAGUUGAGUUCGAUGAGAAUGGUCAAUUGAAAGAUGAAGACAGGUGGUGGAACGAGUUUCGUAUUUGAGCAUCACCAUAGCAUGCGUACAAUAAUCUUCAGAACACGGAAAGGGAUGGGAAAAACGCUUGAAAGCCAAAUUCCAUACUUAUCAUAACCCGAAGUUUUUAACUCAAUCGUAUUGAAAACUAAAAUGUUGACUUCUAACUCUCUCUUGGCAUCUCGGCGAGAAUGAUACAUGGAGCAUCUCACGAACACAAGAGCGAGAAGGUGGACUCAUCA